CCUCGGAAUGCUUCGGAAACAUUUGCAGGCGGUGUCAAGCAUGCGAUUAUACGACCUUUGCCGUUUAACCAUUACCCGGUUUUGACCAUGUUUCAGAACAAGAAGUUGCGAAUUGUGUUUCUUUUUGGUUUCCCCCGAAAGUAGCAUAACAGACAUUGACUCGGAGGUGCGAAGUUUGAGGCUUUCAAGUAGAGGGUGAUGACGCUGUCUAUAAGCUAUGACAUGCAUGUCAUGCUAUGUUGCUGCACGUUUUGUGCUGUUGGUCUGUGGCGUAUCUCUUUCUCUUUUCAUCUGUUUGUGUAUCCAGCCCUGCAAUUGCGAUAUCACGGUACUCGGGAAGUCUGGUGCGGUCCUCCGUACAUCAUGGAUAUUUGAGGCUUUAGAUAAGAGCAACAUUUUUCUGCUCUCUCCUCCUGUCCGACUUCAUGAAAUUGAUGACCUGCAGUGUCACAGUGAGAAAAAGACCUGGCAAACAACGCGCGCAUCCGCAUUACCGCCCGGAAUCCACCAAAUUUGAUUGCACGCAAGUAUGCAUGCAGCAACUUACAUCCACUGUGUAGUGCCAUCCGAAGGUGAAAUCGCACGGGCUUACCCAAGCAAGCACGUAGUCGCGAUCACGUGAUCGACAUCGCCUGUCCUGCACUGUG
Suillus subalutaceus is the source of this 647-nucleotide messenger RNA. RefSeq lists its product as uncharacterized. Bases 218 to 517 code for a protein of 99 amino acids. The transcript is spliced from 3 exons. Lineage: Eukaryota; Fungi; Basidiomycota; Agaricomycetes; Boletales; Suillaceae. The record is from RefSeq and is a predicted model, not a curated record.